AUGACUAUUUCAGCACCCGCUAGAAAAACCGACAAACCUGUGGAUGGUUCCACUCAGGGCCAGGGCGACAGUGUCAACCAAUCAAGCCAGCUAGCCGACAAGAUUAUAGCUGCUCUUAGGGUCCAGCUUGCCGCAAAGGACGAGCAACUUUUGGUGAAGGACGCUGUAAUCGCUGCAAAGGACGUUUGGCUUUCUGCCAAAGACCCACUACUUGCAACUAAGGAUGCCGAGCUUGCAGAAAUAUUUGUCAAGGUUGAGACUCUCACCGCAAGGGUGGCCGAACUGGAGACAAUUGCUCACCACCACCACAAAGAUAUUAGCACCGCUGAUACAGCCGAUCCCACAGUGUUGCAAUGUGUUGACAAGGACAUCACCACUUCCGAGGAUGAGCCUGUACAGCCAGAUGCCCAGCCGGCAGCUGUUGGCACAUCCGGUCCAGAUGCCGCCGACAACUCUAGCGAUGCCUGCAUCAUUAUGGAACUAUUAUAUUAUCCGAUUUGUGUCCCUACCCGCGUUGCCGUGGUGGAUUUUAAGGAGGACAAGUCAAAUAUCGAUUUGUGCCUUGUAAUUUCAUGCAUUCCAGCUGGCCAGCGUUCUGACAUUAUUGUGGCCUAUGGUGUGGAGUGCUCAGCCCUGGACGAUUUGGAUAAUUGGGCCUUUAAAAGCACAACUUCUUCAGUUGGCAGCAGCAAAUUUGUUGUUGGGCGGAACAAGUCAAAGUCCAGAGGUACUAUUGAUGAUCCUGUACUAAGAUGCGACAACAUCAAAUUCACGGUCUGCCAGACGAUAUACGACCCACUUGUAUUGCAGUUUGUCAACGUUGGUUCAAAGCAAUGGCUUGCUGGAGAAGUGAGCUUGACAACUCCACUGUACAAAAGCAUCAGUCGCCAGAGAAAGCUGGUCUUUGGCAAUGACUUUAGCAUUAGGGGUGAUGAGGGUCGCGUGAGUCAUGGACUGGGUGGCUUGGCUUGCAACUACAGACAUGGCAAGCUCAGAUAUUCGUGGGGCUGUUAUGAAUUGAAGAGAAAAAGACUUCAGGUCGAGGAUGCUUUUGAUACUUAUCGAGCCAAUUAUUGUUUGGAUAAAUCCAAAAAAUCUUAUGAUUCUGAUGACAACUCUUUCAAUGAGUCAGACACACGCCAAUAUAAUACCACAAAUGAAAGGGACUUUUACAACAGUUAUAUAACUGCCAUGCAGAAAUGGCUGAGGAAUGCUUGUCAGGCCGAUCAAUACUAGUUUAGCGAGUGUUUCGGUUAGGCUAUUUUCCAUCUUUUAACUAUCUUCAAA
Molecule: messenger RNA, 1287 nt
Organism: Kickxella alabastrina
Lineage: Eukaryota; Fungi; Kickxellomycota; Kickxellomycetes; Kickxellales; Kickxellaceae
Exons: 3
Coding region: 1-1236 (411 amino acids)
Source: RefSeq, a predicted model, not a curated record